Messenger RNA from Medicago truncatula (barrel medic), 2033 nucleotides. RefSeq names its product ADP-glucose phosphorylase. The transcript has 6 exons. Lineage: Eukaryota; Viridiplantae; Streptophyta; Magnoliopsida; Fabales; Fabaceae. Gene Ontology annotation, biological process: galactose metabolic process. The record is from RefSeq and is a predicted model, not a curated record. Gene Ontology annotation, molecular function: UDP-glucose:hexose-1-phosphate uridylyltransferase activity. Bases 158 to 1840 code for a protein of 560 amino acids.
UUACUUCUCUUGUACCUCCCUUCUUCAUUCAAAUAGCCGCAUCUCUCUCUCUGACUAGGGCAAACAAACCAAACACCAAAACACUUUCAGUCACUACGAAACACACAGUCACUACGAAACUUCAUUUUCGUACAAUUCGUACCAUUUUUUCGCAACGAUGAGAACCAAAACCGUUGGUGGCAAACGCCGUUCGUUAAUCAACCCUAAUUCACCAUUCACUCUUUCAGCACUGGAAACCGAUGAGGAAGAAGAUCCAAAUCCAAUUUACCGAAAAUCAACGGUUUGGAAUGAAUGGGUUAUCUUCAAGCAAGAUAAAACGAAGAAAGCUUCAGACUUUAAGGGGAAAUCGACGUAUAAUACGAAUCCUAGUAGGAAUAAGCCGUGUGUGUAUUGCAUUGGUCAUGAAGAUGAAUGUAGUGAGGAGAUUUUUAGGGUUCCGUUUGAUGAACCGAAUUGGAAGAUUAGGGUUGUUGAGAGUCCGAAUCCGGCGGUUUUGAGGAGUUUGGAUGAUGGGUUUGUGUUGGAUGGUGGUGAGGUUUUGGAUGGGUUUGGGAUUCAUGAUGUUGUGAUUGAGAGUCCGGUGCAUUCGGAGCAGUUGUUGGAUUUGACGCCGAAGGAUGUUGGUGAGGUUUUUAUUGCUUUUAGUAAUAGGAUCAGAGAAUUGGUUCAUCUUGAGUCUAUCAAAUAUGUUCAGGUGUUUAAAAACCAUGGUGAAAAAGCUGGUGCAGCAAUGAGUCAUUCUCAUAGUCAAAUCCUGGGCUUGCCAAUUGUUCCAAACAAUGUUUCUGCCCGUCUUGGAAAUAUGAAGGAUUUUUUUUAUCAGACAGGAAAGUGCUGUAUUUGUGACAUUCAACUUGAGGAUCUUUUGAUUGAUUCAUCUACCUACUUCUUUUCAUUGGUUCCGUUUGCUGCUUCAUUUCCUUUUGAGAUAUGGGUUGUUCCUCGGUAUCACUCUGCACACUUCCAUGAAUUGGAUGAUGAAAUGGCACUUGAUCUUGGAGGUUUGAUGAGAACGACUCUUAGAAAGAUGUCUUUUCAAUUGAACAAUCCGCCAUACAACUUUAUGAUUCACACUAGUCCACUGCGUGGUGAUGGGUCAGAGCUGGCAUACAGUCAUUGGUUUAUACAGAUAAUACCUCAGCUGAUUCCGACAACUGGUUUUGAGCUUGGAACUGGGUCUCACAUCAAUCCUGUUUUGCCUGAGGAUGCUGCAAAGAUUCUAAGAGAAGUGAUUGUUCCUGUGUUUGCACAUGAAAGGCGCAUGGUGGGAUUUUUACCUCCAACUAAGAUUGUGGAUUAUAGUGAUGCAUUCACCACUAAAGAGGUGUUUCCUACUCGCGAGUAUCUGCUGAAUUGGGCACGAGCCAUUGGGAGAGAGCACGGGUUUACUGUUAUCAUUCAAAGAUCAGACAAUGGUGGAUUGAAGAAGAGGAUAGGAAGGAAAACAACUGUGAUUUUGGGUUGCGAAAGAAGUGGAAAAUAUAGACAAUACAAGGAUGCAUUAGCUCGCAAGACUGGAACAAAGAAAUGUGGGUGUCCAUUUAGACUGAGAGGAAGACCCGUUAGAAAUGGUGAUGGAUGGAAAGUGAACGUAGUGUGUGGAUUUCACAACCAUGAAGUAAUUGAAACUGCGAUCGGGAGCACAUAUGCUGGUAGGCUAAGUGGCGAAGAGAAGUCUUUGGUCGAUGAUCUGACAAGAAGCAAUUACAAACCGAAAGACAUAUUACAGACACUGAAAGAACGUAAUGAAGAGAAUCUCACUUCUAUCAAGCAGAUUUAUAAUUUGCGCCAACAGCUAAAACGUUCUAGAUUAGAAUUAGAAAUGGAAAAUUCGGCAUAGAUUAAAAGUGGAAAAUUUGGCUUAGACCUUAGUUUUAAUUGACUGUGCUGCAUUCAACUUUUGAAUUGCUUUCCAUUUUUUUGGGUACUUUCUGUUAUUGUUCAUAUUGCUGUUAUCAUUAACUAGUCAAGUUUGUUCAUUGUACUAUGUUUUGUGUUUAUGUUUCGAGCUUAAAAUCAAGUUUCAGACUCAA